Molecule: messenger RNA, 1916 nt
Organism: Styela clava
Lineage: Eukaryota; Metazoa; Chordata; Ascidiacea; Stolidobranchia; Styelidae
Product: barrier-to-autointegration factor B-like
Biological process (GO): chromosome organization
Cellular component (GO): condensed chromosome; nucleus
Molecular function (GO): DNA binding
Source: RefSeq, a predicted model, not a curated record
UCAACAUUUCAAUUAAUUAUUGACCCUAAGCUAGGCAGGGGUAUUGAAACACGAUGAGUUCAACUUCUCAAAAGCACAGAAAUUUUGUUGGUGAGCCCAUGGGUGACAAAUGUGUUACAGAUGUAGCUGGAAUUGGUAAAGUAUAUGGUCAAAAACUUUGUGACAAAGGUUUUGAUAAAGCAUAUGUACUUCUUGGACAGUUUUUGUUGCUCAAGAAAGAUGAAGAAAUGUUCAGAGAUUGGUUGCUAACUGAAAUUAAAAUGAGAGAUAGAGAUGCUAUUAAUUGUGCAUCAUGUUUGAAGGAAUGGUCUGAUGCAUUUCUGUGAACACUAUCAACUAACUGCUUUUAUUUAACUCAUGGUUUGCUAGGCAUAAUUCAAAUAGGCUAUUGAAAAAAAAAGAAUUUAUUCAAAAGAGUUUGAACAAAUUAACAUUCACAACAAUUAAUUUACUGGUAUUCCAUUUGUUAUCUGACAAACAUAUUUUAUUGGUGAUUGUCUUCAAUUAGGAUUACAUGCAAAAGUAUUUUUCAACUACCGGUAUGUGGUUUUCUGCUGGUGGAUCUCUUAGAUACGAGGAUUUACUAGUAGAAGUGGUUCAAGAAUUGACCGAGGGAAUACCGGUAUAAAAAUAUUAAGCGAGAUAGUUUCAUGUCGUGUUGAUAUUUCUAGCAAUCCUUUCAUCAUGAUAUCUGCCAUAAGUGCCAUAUUUGAAUCAUACUUUCUGGGUUACAAUUUUUUUUUCUGUUCUAUGUAUGUAUGUAAUAUCCUAUUUUUUGAUCAUUGUUGCAUCUUCCGCAUUCAAAUUCAUCAAAGGCAUAGUUUGGAAGCAAAUCAGGAGACAUGCAAAUAAAGUAUAAAUAUUUGAACCCCCCCUUCCAUGACUAAAAGUUAGCAGGGCAUUUUUUUUAUGCAAUUGGCGAGUGUGCCAAAAAACCUCAAACUUUGUUGAUAUUCUCUUUACUUGUCACUAGGUCAACCAUAUCCUAUUAAAUAAGUGUAUCAAUUUGAUUAAACUGAAAUCGAACUCACUUACACAAAGUAAUUUUCAAAAUAAAUUAACCAGGUAAAAUUGCAAUUUCACAUUGCUUUAUAUUAUUACAUCAAUAUGAUUGUCUUUACUUUCUUGUUAUGUUGUUGGUAUUGAAUGAUAAAUUUUUUUCGAUUGUGUUUGGGACCCGGUAGUCAAUGAUCAGAAAUUUGCUUUACAUAUUUUAAAAGAGCUCAAUUUUUAAAUGCAAUUCUGCUUUACUUAGCUGCUGUUUACUACACUUUCUAUAUGUAAAAAAUAUUACCGUACUUCAAAAUUUUCUUCGGCCUAUAUAUUUUAUUGAAAUGUCUAUUUUUGAAUGAGAAUAUUGCUGUUAUUUGUAGUUGUUAAAGUGUGAUGCUUGUCUUUCAUUACUCUAUUCCAUCGUCACUAUUUUUGAAAAGUGUAACCAUGUAUAAGCAAUCUAUAGCCCUAAAUCAUCUCCUUGGUUAUAAAAUAUUAAAACCAAGAAAAAGCAUGAACUGGGAUCAUGUAGGGGGAAUGUCCCUGUUUUUCUCUCGCUAGUUUUCCGCUUGCUCAAUAUUGAGGCUAAAAUCGCACUGAUUACAGUUUUAAAUUACCGGUUCUUAUUUACGUAAGUGUACUACAGAUACAGGCAUCCCUUUUUGAACAAAGUUUUUUCUUGUUGAUUUUGUUUACUCGUCGAUUAUUUCUGCAUGUUGAAUUAAUAAUUGAUUUGUUUGAAAAUGCAUUUUGCACCUGUUCGCUGUUCAUAUGAAGAAGUUUUGGGAUGACUGGAUAUUGUCUCUAAUCCAGUGUUUCCCAACCUUUUUUGGUCGCUGACUUUUUUCUUACCAGGGAAAAUCUUUGCGGACUCAUUGUGCGUUAAUUGUAAACCCGACCUUUGUGUGAAGAAGCAACAAAAU